This is a messenger RNA of Colletotrichum phormii, 365 nucleotides long. RefSeq lists its product as uncharacterized. NCBI's taxonomy places the organism in Eukaryota, Fungi, Ascomycota, Sordariomycetes, Glomerellales, Glomerellaceae. The record is from RefSeq and is a predicted model, not a curated record. The coding region runs from base 30 to 254 and encodes 74 amino acids. The transcript has a single exon.
UCACAGUUCUGAAGCCUUGGACAUGGUGGAUGAACCAAUCAUUGCGCACGGCUGUUGGCACACUUGGCAUUCUCGCAUAUGUCUCUCAAGCCUUCUUACCCCAGCGCCAAGAGCGGAUAUCUGAUCGACCAGCCUGUUUCUACCAUCGGUCGUCUUUUCCCCAAGUGGCUUUUUUUCCAUCCCAAAACUCAAGCUACUACUCUUCCAGUGUCUCCUUACAAAAAUGGACAGCUCAGGUGCGGGGUCCAAUGUGACCUCGGAGACAAUCGGCGUCACCUUUGGUGGCAGCGCGUGGAAAGUGUGAAAAGUCUCUUGCUGAUCCCUGGGGGUGGUCUUCAGGGAUCUAUGAAUCUGAUAAGGUCGAG